This is a messenger RNA of Brassica rapa (field mustard), 2831 nucleotides long. RefSeq names its product probable WRKY transcription factor 14. NCBI's taxonomy places the organism in Eukaryota, Viridiplantae, Streptophyta, Magnoliopsida, Brassicales, Brassicaceae. Gene Ontology annotation, molecular function: DNA-binding transcription factor activity; transcription cis-regulatory region binding. Gene Ontology annotation, cellular component: nucleus. The record is from RefSeq and is a predicted model, not a curated record. Gene Ontology annotation, biological process: regulation of DNA-templated transcription.
CAGAUGCGUAGCGGUUUUGCACUGUUGUCAACCACUUUACAACAUAAAAAUUGUAUUUGCGGUUUUCGUAUUUUUUUUCUUGAAAACCGCACUUCCUUAACAAGAAUUGUGAAUGGUAAAUGAAAUGCGGUUUUGUAAAUUCCGCGAUGAAAACCGCGAACCACAUGUCGCCAUUCUCAACCAAAGAAAUGUAUUCCGAAAAUUGCGGCCGCAUCUCUUCACUUCAUCAUUUCUUUUCGCAGGUGUACUAUUUCAUAUCUUUUCGCAAAAUUACUCAUUUUAUUUUAUAAUGCUAAGAGCAUCUCAUUAGUGAACCCCUUUUUGAGUUCAAAUUUAUAAUUUUUUAUUAUUAAUUUUUUUGUUUAAUUUAAAAAAAAAAUGAACAAAUUUUGGACCGCUACGUGUCGUGGAGCCCACGAAAUAGUGAUGAACCCGUCAGACACAGAUUCACUGGAAAGAGAUGAAAAGAGGCAGAUUCAUCACUAUUUAUUAUUUUAAUAAAUUUUUUUUUUGAAUCUUUGUAAACCUUCUAUAAGUUCACUAAUGGGAGUGCUCUAAUAGAUAAUGAUGUCAGUUGUACUAACUGAUGCUCUUACUACAUGAUUAUCAAAUUCAUUUGGGAGUGAUCUUAUCACGAAAUUCUGACAUGACAAUAAAUUAUCUAACAGUUAAAAGAAUCAUUUAAAACAGAAACACAACAAAAACGAGGUAAAAUGAGGUCUUUGUUCGUAUCCCGUUAAUAUUUAAGUAUCAGUAAAUUUGAAUGUGUAUUAAUAAUAUGAUAAUGACAGAAUGAAGAUUUAAGAUUUUGAUAAUAUGAAUGUAAGAAUGCGAUUAUAUUUUAUUCUUCUUGCGAGCGGAAAAGGUAUUAGUUUAUAAUCAACAUCCUACUUCUAUUCUAACAAAUUAUUUGCAACGAGUAAUCAAGAGCCAUUAUUAUAUAAGAACUUCACAAACUCAAGUAAACUCAGAAAGAUAAUCUAAACUAAAGAGAGCAAGACUUGGCCAUUUGAUCCAUUUAUCUAUAUGAUUAAUAAAUAGUAUAUCUCACUUGCUUUCGUUUAUAUUUCCGUCAAUACUUAAAUAUUAAUAUCGAUUAAUUUAUAUAUAUAUAUAUAUAUAUAUAUAUAUAUAUAUAUAUAUAUAUAUAUAUCUAUUUAUCUCUCAUCAACAUAUUGUAUGUAGAAGGGGAAGAUGUUCUUCGCAUCACCAAAAGUCAGCGUUUCUCUCUUCCUAAUGAACCUUCAUUCUUCUGCCCCUUUUCUCAAUAUUUUCUCAAGAAAAUCUCAAUUUGUAUCAAGAAAAUACUCAUAGACACGAUGCUAAAAUCAUAAUCUCAUCUUCUGAUUCCUGAUGAUUACAUUUUCUUGAUUUUCGCUAAAGAUUAUUUCGUAUAGCUGUAUAUAAUAUACACGAAGACACACUCAUCAUACAUAGAUAUUAUGUGCAGCGUCUUUGAGAUGGACAAUUAUCAAGGAGACUUAAGGGACAUCUUACGAGGAAUCGAUGGCGGGCACGUGUUAUCGCCCGAACUUGCUCCUUCUCCUCCGAGAAUCUGGCCCCUUCCACAACCAUCGUCGUCAGAUCUUCAUCCCAUAAAUCCCUUUGGAGAUCCAUUUGUGAGCAUGACUGAUCCUCUCCUCCAAGAACUCAACGCCGUCACAAACUCUGGCUAUUUCUCCACCGCCGACAACAAUAACAACAACUGUUUCUUAGUUCCUAAGGUAUUAGAGGAUGAUCAUAUAAAGAGUCAAUGCAGUGUCUUCCCAAGAAUCCGGAUCUCGCAUAGUAACAUCAUUAGCGAUUCCUCUCCGUGUAAUUCUCCGGUCAUGUCGGCUCACGUUUUCGCAGCCGCAGCUGCCGCCUCGCCGAGAGGGGUCAUCAACGUCGAUACAAACAGUCCUAGAAACUGUCUAUUAGUCGAUGGUAACACGUUCUCGUCUCAGAUUCAGAUAUCUUCCCCUCCGAAUCUAGGCCCUAAGAGAAGGAAGAGUCAGGCAAAGAAGGUGGUGUGUAUACCAGCGCCGGCUGCGAUGAACAGCCGCUCAAGCGGUGAAGUGGUUCCGUCUGAUCUGUGGGCUUGGCGUAAGUACGGUCAAAAACCCAUUAAAGGCUCUCCUUUUCCAAGGGGUUACUAUAGAUGCAGCAGCUCAAAAGGUUGUUCAGCAAGGAAGCAAGUCGAAAGAAGCCGAACCGAUCCAAACAUGUUGGUGAUUACAUAUACUGCCGAACAUAACCAUCCUUGGCCCAUUCAACGCAACGCUCUUGCCGGUUCCACACGCUCCUCCUCUAACCCUAAUUCCUCCAAAUCCUCAACCGCAACCGCUCCAACCAAUGGCCCUCCAAACAACACCCACUCGCCUUCCUCCGCCUCUCCUUCUCCUCUGCCAGCCUCCGCCGUCAAGGAUGAACAAAGAGAAGAAGAUAUGGAGUUGGAAAACGUAGAAAACGAUUUCGGUAAUCAGUUUUCUCCAUAUAGACCGGAGCUCCACGAUCAGCAUCAGCCAGACGAUUUCUUCGCAGAUCUUGAAGAGCUAGAAGAAGAUUCUCUAAGCAUGUUUCUUUCUCAAGGCGUCGCCGGCUACGGGAGCAAUAAAACGACGGCGUCCAAUGGGAUCAGCGAUUUCGUCGGUUGGUCUGGGGCAAAUAAUAGUAACGACGACCGAGACUUAAGGUCGUUCUAGAAUAUAGAUAGUGUUAAUUACAGAAUAAUAAGGUUAUUAUUAUAAAUUAUGUUGAGACGAUUAUACAAGUGGAAGGUCAAUAGCUGGCUACUUGACAUACCGUAAAUGGUAUUAUCGUCAUCUGUUAUACAUUUGUUUGUUUGUUUU